This is a messenger RNA of Sapajus apella (tufted capuchin), 2776 nucleotides long. It is a transcript of the gene USP3, whose product is annotated as ubiquitin specific peptidase 3. The transcript is spliced from 16 exons. The record is from RefSeq and is a predicted model, not a curated record. Gene Ontology annotation, biological process: protein deubiquitination. The coding region runs from base 879 to 2186 and encodes 435 amino acids. NCBI's taxonomy places the organism in Eukaryota, Metazoa, Chordata, Mammalia, Primates, Cebidae. Gene Ontology annotation, cellular component: cytoplasm. Gene Ontology annotation, molecular function: zinc ion binding; cysteine-type deubiquitinase activity.
CCUUUGUUUCCCGAGGCCCGACGGCCGGGCAGGCGAAGGAGAGGCCCGCGAGGGGCGGGAGUCUGCGGAGGUCUCGAGCGCGUGGGGGCAGCGGCGGGCGGGGACCCUGGCCCGCGGCGCGCGCCCUUGCCCCGCCCUGCCGUGGCCGGGGGCUGUGCCCGUCCGUGUCUCGGGGUCGCUUGUGGAGCGGGUGUCCGGCCCCCGAGGGGCGGCCGCACGUGUGGAGGGGCCCGCGCCGCGCUCCUCCGCCUACAGGACCGGAGGAUCGCCGCUCUCCCGGCGCAGCAUUGUCUGGGCUGCGGGACGCGCGGGGGCUCCUCUCCGCCGCCGGUCCCGGCCCGGCUUUCCUUUCCCUUCUCAGGCUCCGGCACCUCGAAACCCCGAGAGGCGCUCGGAGCUCGAGCGGCGGAGGUCCGGGUCUUUCAUCCGCCUGGGAGGGUGAAGUUUGAAAACAGGCUGCUGGCUGAGAAGCUCGGAGGCUGAGCCAACAGCUGCUUUGGAGGGGACGGCUCGAGUUUGCUUUUCACACCUUUUGGGUUGUCCGAAAUUGCCUUGGGAUUCCCGAGUUCCUGUGUUGUGAAACAGUUAUUCGGUUUAUUGUGCCGGUCCAACAAAAGCCCUUGGGUCUGUUUGACUUGUUCAAGUGUCCACUGUGGAAGGAUUUGGGGAACCUGAAAAUACUUUGUACAGAUAACUUUUUUUAAAAAAAGAAGAAAAGUAGAAGCACUUAAAUUCUGCACUUGAAGAGACAGAUUCCUCUCCUAGAUUUUGAGAGGUAUGUGAAUGGCCAUGCAAAAAAACAUUAUGAAGAUGCACAAGUACCCUUAACCAACCAUAAGAAAUCAGAAAAGCAGGAUAAAGCUCAGCACACAGUAUGUAUGGAUUGCAGUAGCUACAGUACAUACUGUUAUCGCUGUGAUGAUUUUGUGGUUAAUGACACCAAGCUGGGACUGGUACAGAAAGUCAGAGAACACUUACAAAACUUGGAAAACUCAGCUUUCACAGCUGACAGGCAUAGGAAAAGAAAACUUUUGGAAAACUCAACACUAAACAGCAAGUUAUUAAAAGUAAAUGGAAGCACCACUGCCAUUUGUGCCACAGGCCUUCGGAAUUUGGGGAACACGUGUUUCAUGAAUGCCAUUCUGCAGUCACUCAGUAACAUUGAGCAGUUUUGCUGUUAUUUCAAAGAACUGCCUGCUGUGGAGUUAAGGAAUGGGAAAACAGCAGGAAGACGAACAUACCACACCAGGAGCCAAGGGGACAACAAUGUGUCUUUGGUAGAAGAGUUUAGAAAGACACUCUGUGCUUUAUGGCAAGGCAGCCAGACUGCAUUUAGCCCAGAGUCCUUAUUUUAUGUUGUUUGGAAGAUUAUGCCAAACUUUAGGGGCUAUCAGCAGCAGGAUGCCCAUGAAUUCAUGCGCUACCUUUUGGACCAUCUACACUUGGAACUCCAGGGCGGCUUCAAUGGCGUUUCCCGCUCCGCAAUUCUGCAGGAGAAUUCUACUCUGUCUGCAAGUAACAAGUGUUGCAUAAAUGGAGCAUCUACUGUUGUCACGGCUAUAUUCGGAGGCAUUCUCCAAAAUGAGGUUAACUGCCUCAUAUGUGGGACAGAAUCUAGAAAGUUUGAUCCAUUCCUAGACCUUUCAUUAGAUAUUCCAAGUCAGUUCAGAAGUAAACGCUCUAAGAAUCAAGAAAAUGGACCAGUUUGUUCAUUACGAGAUUGUCUUCGCAGUUUUACUGACUUAGAAGAACUCGAUGAGACAGAGUUAUAUAUGUGCCAUAAAUGCAAAAAGAAACAAAAGUCCACAAAAAAGUUUUGGAUUCAAAAACUACCCAAGGUGCUAUGCUUACAUUUGAAAAGAUUUCACUGGACAGCAUAUUUAAGAAAUAAAGUUGAUACAUAUGUAGAGUUUCCACUGAGAGGCCUGGACAUGAAAUGCUACUUACUAGAGCCCGAGAACAGUGGCCCAGAGAGCUGCCUGUACGACCUCGCCGCUGUGGUGGUGCACCAUGGUUCCGGGGUUGGUUCUGGACAUUACACAGCAUACGCAACUCAUGAAGGCCGCUGGUUCCACUUCAAUGACAGUACUGUAACACUGACUGAUGAGGAGACUGUGGUGAAGGCAAAGGCCUACAUCCUUUUCUACGUGGAACGCCAGGCCAGAGCUGGAUCAGAUAAACUUUAAUACCUCCUCCUAAUCAUUAUUCAUCAACCAUACCAGAGAAACAUUUCCAGUUUUCCACAAAUACUUGAUCCAAGAUUUAAUUUCAUUAUGCACUUUUCAAUUUCCUAUUUUGGGUUUAGUUUUGUCAAUGGUAGUGACUUACUGAACAUGGGCACCAACUAAUUUUGUUGUUGUUCUACCAGAAAACCUCAGCAGAUGUUUUGAUUUGCUGCUUUAGUUGUAAUAAUUCAAUUUUUAUAUGUAGUUUUAAGAACUUAGUCUUAUUUGACUUUUUUAUGUUAAUGUUUUCAGUUCUCACUUUGAGGCACAUUUACAUCAAUGCUUUUGUUACUCACACUUUUCACAGCUGUAGUGGAGAUCACGUUGACUCUAAAUCAAGGAUCAUGUGUGCACUUAACUUGUUGCCCACAAAAUUUCACAGUGACUGCUGAGCAAUCCUCCUUUUUGCCUGUAAAAGAUAACAAAGGGCAUCAUUAAGUAGACCAGGUAAUUACUGCUUGUCUCAAGGCUGCUGUUUAUCAGCACUAACUAAAUAAAUUUGUUGGUUCAGUUGUACCUGUCCUGCAAAUACUAGAAUUACUCUUUGUUGG